Messenger RNA from Pristis pectinata (smalltooth sawfish), 915 nucleotides. RefSeq names its product cerebellin-3-like. Gene Ontology annotation, molecular function: protein binding. Lineage: Eukaryota; Metazoa; Chordata; Chondrichthyes; Rhinopristiformes; Pristidae. The record is from RefSeq and is a predicted model, not a curated record. The coding region runs from base 113 to 802 and encodes 229 amino acids. The transcript is spliced from 4 exons.
GUCAGCUGGGUUCCCACAUCGGAUCACCGGCAGCAACCGUGCUCCCAGGAGGAGAAAGAGGGAAAGGAACGUCGUCUGAGUCGCCAGGCCGCGGAUUGAAUCGUCGGAGAUAAUGAAGGUCAGGUUCAUCCCCGGGAACUGGCUGGGGGGUCACGUGAGGAGGGAACGCCGCGCUGCGGGAGGGGCGGUGAGGACGGAGCGCCACGUCGUGGGAGGGGCGAUUCUCUUCCUCUCCCUCGUUUCCAGUUGGACUAUCUACUGGAACGCUGCGUCGGACAGCUUUCCAGGAUCAUCUGAGAUAAGCUUUCAGGAAAUUAAAGAUGCCAUCAAGAAGACAAAGGAGAUAGACUCUCUGAAAUCAAAGGUCUCACACUUGGAGCAAGAGGUGUCUGUCCUGCAAAAGUACAUUCCCAGCGUCAUUUUCCAGGCGCAGGUCUCCCGCGGCCGACACCCGUCCGCGCCGAGGAAGCUCGUCUACGACCAGGUGGUGGUCAACGUCGGCGGGGCUUACGACGCCAACACCGGGAACUUCACCGCCCCCGUUGGCGGUGUCUACUCCUUCUCCUACUCCCUGCUGGGGCAGAAGCAUUCCCGGGACACCCUGGCGCAGCUUCUGAAGAACGGGGAGCCGCAGAGCUACAUCCACAGCAUGCUGAAUCCCGACCAGGCGCAGACCGCUGCCAUGCCCGUUCUCCUGCCCCUCGCCCAGGGUGAUGUGGUGUGGGUGGAGCUGAGGGAGGGCAUCACUUGGAGUGAUUGGGGCUCCCUGAACUUCCAGGGCUUUCUCCUGCAGAGGACCUGAAGUCCCGAGGGGUCGGGUCAGCCAUUCAAGGAGCCUCCACAGGUCUGUCCGGGGAAGUGGCGGCUCCCCGCGCCCCAUCGCCAACCUUCCCGUUGGUCACCAUCCCCACCUCC